Spodoptera littoralis (African cotton leafworm) is the source of this 732-nucleotide messenger RNA. NCBI's taxonomy places the organism in Eukaryota, Metazoa, Arthropoda, Insecta, Lepidoptera, Noctuidae. The record is from the annotation of a GenBank genome assembly.
AUGACGGCCGCGGACAAUGAGUAUCCUAAGGCUUCAAAUGCGACUCUCAUCGGAGCCAGCCUAACGUACAUCGCUGGCCUAUUUCUUCUUCUAUCGUUUGCCGGUCCCUAUUGGAUCGAGUCGUAUCCAGAAAUGUUUUCAAGUUUCAAACACAUGGGUCUAUGGGAGUACUGUUUCGACCGUUUUCGUUUUCCUUCAUACCAGUUUGACAAACUGUUUCAUGGGUGCCACUACAUUUUUAGUGAGGAAUUUUAUGUGAUUCGAGAAUGGUUGCUUCCUGGAUGGUUGAUGGCAGUGCAGUCAUUUGUGACCAUGGCUUUGAUAUUGUCAUUCUCAUCUCAAGUGUUGCUAGCUUGUGUCAUAGUGAGAUGGCCGCUCCGCACUGUGCUGCGUUAUGAAUGGAUCUUUGUCACUUCUGCUUUCAUCAUGGUGGCUAUUGCAAGUGUGUUCCUGUUCCUGGCAGUCGCCAUAUUUGGUGGGAACUGCUAUCGUCGCGACUGGCUGCUGUACCCUUCGUUCAAUGUUCUAUCAUGGUCAUAUGCUUUUGCUGUAGUUGCCUUCAUUUUGUUUGGAGCUGCAGCGAUACUCCUGUACUUGGAAUCCCGAAAGCUUUAUGAACUGCGUUUGGAAGCAAAGAAUUUGGUGGCUCAGAUGCAACACAGUCAGCCUGAACAUGCUCUGCAUCAGUUGCGCGACCAGUUGCAGCAACAACGUCAAAUGGGUUACAUGUAA